Molecule: messenger RNA, 292 nt
Organism: Spirometra erinaceieuropaei
Lineage: Eukaryota; Metazoa; Platyhelminthes; Cestoda; Diphyllobothriidea; Diphyllobothriidae
Source: the annotation of a GenBank genome assembly
AUGGAGAAACUAAUCAACGAAGGCGCAGACGGAAGACUGGAAGGUAAGACUGUGUACUUCGUCCACUUACUCUACAUGCCUACCAACAGUGCCUGUGGCCGUUACCGGCCGGCGAAAGAGGGAGCUGUCGAUUGAGGAGAGUCAACCAUCGACGAUUGGAGAAGCUAACCACCGAACGCGCAGAUGGAAGACUGGAGAGUAUGAGUCUGUGUACUUCGUCCACUUACUCUCCAUGCCUACCUACAGUGCCUGUGGCCGUUACCGGUCGGUCAAAGAGGGAGCUGUCGAAUGA